Messenger RNA from Cucumis sativus (cucumber), 1196 nucleotides. RefSeq names its product ycf49-like protein. The coding region runs from base 272 to 832 and encodes 186 amino acids. The record is from RefSeq and is a predicted model, not a curated record. The transcript is spliced from 5 exons. Lineage: Eukaryota; Viridiplantae; Streptophyta; Magnoliopsida; Cucurbitales; Cucurbitaceae.
UUGUAAGUUUUGGGCAGAACGUAAAUAGGUUAGGAAAUCAAAUAAGUUGGAUAGCCAAAUUUGAACCACUAAUUCAAUUCAAAAUGUUAUCGCAAUUGUUAAUUACUCCAUUUUCCCCUCGAAGAAUCAAGUUAUCAACAACAAACCAAAAUCAAAGAGAGACGAUGAUGAUGAUGAUGAUGAACACCAUUCUCUAUUUUCAUGCCAAAUCUUUCUCUCUUUACUGAUUUUGCCCAUUCAAAAUUUUCAUCUUCUACAUCAAUCCUAAACCAUGUCACUCACUUCCCCACUCUUGUAUUCCUUUUCAAUUCCCAAAUCCCCACUCCCAAUUUCCACAGAUUUUGCCCCUACUUUUCAACUUCCUACCGGAGUCUCAUUCCGGCGACCCAUCUCCCGUCUGGGUUUUCCCUCCAAAACCAUGGUGGUUUUGCUCGGUACGGGUUUCACUCUUGCCCUUUUGGGACCUGAAUCCGCUUCUGCUGCCACGGAAUUGUCAUCUUCGCUGCUUUUUAACGAGCCCCAAAAUGCUCUCUCCUUGCCCACCUGGGCCAUUCAUGUUUCCAGCGUUGUUGAAUGGAUUACAGCAAUGGCUUUGGUGUGGCAAUAUGGAGAGAAAUCUGGUAAUGAGUCUUGGAAAGGACUUUCUUGGGGAAUGGUACCAUUGCUAGGUGGAGCAUUUUGUGCUUGCACAUGGCAUUUUUUCUAUAACUCUGAGUCUCUUGAGGUUUUGGUGGCCAUUCAGGCAAUGCUAACAGCUAUAGGAAAUGCCACAAUGUGCAUUGCUGCAUUUCGCAUUUACAAAUCAUCACAAGAACGUUCAAAGAACUUGUAAAGCAAACUCAAGCUAAGUCUCUGUUUAUAUUAAUAAAAGCAAAGCUCUUGAAAGGGAAAAAGAAAGAGAGAAAAAAUUGAAGAAGAUGGUCGUUGAAGGGGAAGGCAUAAAGACAUGAUAUGAACCAAAGAAUAAGGAAAUUUAGGGACAUAGGGACCGACCCCCAAAUGGCCAAUUGAUGGGGUCAUAGUGAGUGUCAUUAGAACUCAUAUUUUCGCAACAUGUGAUGCCUUUGGACAAAGCAACACAUGGGCAUGCUAAAGGGUCACAUGUAACACCCUAAUUAAGAGGGACAUGUAUAAUUAUAUAUACAUAUAUAUAUAUUAUAUGAUUUUUGAUAUUAAUAUAUGUCUAUAUCCCACAA